UUGCUCUAUGACUAAACACGUCAUUUGCUCUAUAACCUAAAAAUACACUAUAAAAUAGCUUUUAUUGGAAUUUCUAAGCGUAACUUGACUAUGAAAUGCGGGAUUUUUUUUUGGAAAAUUCGCAAAUAGCAGUUUUAAUCAGUUCUUCAAAGUUCAGCAUGACAGAGAGACUGCUCAAUAAUAAGAGGGUUCACUCUAACAUAAUGAACUCCUCAAAUCAAACAAGUCAAGAAGACAUUGAUGUCUGCAGUCUUGAAAGCUUUACCUCGGAUCCUUUCAUGGCAUUGGCUUUCCUCAUCCCUUCCCUCUUCUCAAACCUGUCAGCUGGUGUUAUCAGACUCUACAGGAACUCUGUUCCAUUUGCCAAGAUGAACAUCAUCUUUAUCAUCAACUACUACAUAGUGGAGAUGUUCAAUUUGUUUAUAUCUCUAAUUGCUCUCAGUGGCAUGUGGGUAUCAAUCAUCUGUAAACUACCACUGUUUCUUGGAACUAUGGUGAUGAAAAGUUUACAUUGGGUUGCAUUAAACAUGAUAGGACUAAACAUAGUCCAGGCUGCCCUCAGGAUGCUUUUGGUUCUAAAGUUUGACCAAAUGAUGGAACUAGAACCAGAGCAAGCUGCUAAACAACUGUUUCUGGCAGUCCAACUUAUCUACAUACCCACCACCAUCAUCAUCACAGUAAUAGAUCUCCAAACAGGGUUCAUUUCUCCUUACCUUGGAUACCUCCUCGGAUCGCGAGCAUCCAAUGGGCAUGAUAUUGCCUGGUACACAACUGAUGUAAAUGCCAUGCUCGCACUAACAGGCACAGUAUUUGCCUAUACCUUCAACACUCUGUAUCUGAAGAGAAAGCAUGCCCUGAUAAUUCGUCGUGAGAUUGCUCCUCCUCAGCAGAAUCUGAUCAGCCUAAAGAAACUGAUGGUUGGGGCACUUGCGUUGGCACUGCUUGCUCUGGCUGUAUUUGUAAUUCAAACCCUAGUCUCUCCAUGUAACAGGCAAACAACCCAGCCCUUGUUAGUAUGCUGCAUUGUAGUAGGUAUUCAGCUCUUCUAUUCCAAGAAUGAGAGUGCAUGGAACCACUUUAAGCAAGUUCUGAGAGUUAAAAGAGAUAAUCUAGAAUUUUCAACUUUUAAUUCAAGGCAAAUGUUUGGAAGAGGGAACAGGAUCUCUUUAGUUGCUUAAAUUGACAGCAAGGAUAAUUUAAAGAGGCCCUUCAUGCAAAUAUGAAAAAGUUUAAUUUAAGGGUACCCAUGUCUGAUCUGGAAUGAAUAAGAUUUCCUUAUUCUUGUUUCUUUUAACUAUAUUGUCACAUUUUUAUCAAAUUAAGGUUUCGGAGCAUCUUUUAGAUUCAGACAUUGCCAUCUUUGAAUGGAGGGUCACUUGAAAUUACACUGAGGUGGAGGAAAUUAUUAAAAUGAACAAGUGUCAUAGGUUCUCAACUUUCAACCAAUCUCUACUUAGUAUACUUCAAGAACUGAGAUACUUUUAUUGAGGACAUUUAAAAGAAAAAACUAGAAAGAUAGACUAAUCAACAAUAAUCUCACUCUCUUGAUAUUGUAAACUUUCCACCAUUAACAUGCUUGUGUAAUUCUAGUUUUUACUUCAACGUAAUGAUUCAUAUCCACUUGCUUUGAGCUUGACACCAUUUCAUUGUUGUAAAUAAUCAAAAAUUAUUUCCUUUUGAAUAUUUUAUCAAGUAAUAAACUAAAAAAAAAUGACCAACAAAUAUGGAAUAAACCAUUGGCAAUUCAACUAAAGGACUUGGAAAUUUAAUUUUAGACAAGAAAUGAAUUUUGUAUUUGAAGUUGAAAAAUCUGGGAACUUAAAUGUGUUGUGAUAUAGUUUGUAAAGUAAACCAAAAUUACUGAAAACUGCAUAAAUGUUGAUGUAAAUUAUUAUCUAAAAUGUAUGUAAAGUUAUUUUGUUUUAAUUUUAAAAUCAUUCGAAGAUUAAGUGAUAACUACUAAUAGUUGUACAACAUUUAGGUUGAAGGUCCUUGUAUCAAAAAUUAUUUGACUUAGAACAUUUUAGUCUUAAUUAAAUCUAAAAAACUACCUUCCAGUCCAUUCAUUCCCUGGCAAGAAUUUAAUUUUUUAUGUGAAAUUGAAAAUUCUUAGGAUCCAUUAAAAUGAGUUGUGAAAAGUUUGUAAAAUAA
This is a messenger RNA of Eurytemora carolleeae, 2151 nucleotides long. RefSeq lists its product as uncharacterized. The coding region runs from base 96 to 1178 and encodes 360 amino acids. The transcript has 6 exons. NCBI's taxonomy places the organism in Eukaryota, Metazoa, Arthropoda, Copepoda, Calanoida, Temoridae. The record is from RefSeq and is a predicted model, not a curated record.